CUCAUUGGCUGUGAUUGCGUGACGGCCCUGAUUUAGGUGGCUCAUAAGGCCGGCCCAUUAGGCGUCGCGCCGUUAUAUUCAUCGGCCGGCGGCGACGCGCGGCCACUGCCGCGUGGCAUCAACUUUAACAGCUACGACAUCGACGAUAAAAACAACGACGACAUCGACCAGUGUGACGAGAGCGAGCAGAGCGGGCGGCGGGAGACGAGCGUGAAACGAGAUCAGGGGAGAUUAGGGGCGAGAGCGCGGAGGAGGAGGGGGGGUGGGAGCCGCCCGGCGCGGCAGCAGCCUCGCGAUGCUGUCGCACGCAGACAUGCUGGACUCGCGACUCGUGCAGAGGAACAUGUACUCCGCCGAGGGUCUCAAGGAUCACUCGGAGAUGCUGCGAGUCGCCGAGGCCAGCAAGUGUCGCCUGGUCGGGGUGGGGGGCAGCGGGAACGAGCACCCGUGCGUCUCGGGGGGGUGCGGGGGCCCCGACGGAGUCACGAUGCUGGGAGGGGACGAAAUGCAGAACCAGGGCCCCGGCGGCGGCGGCGGAGGAGGUGGUGGAGGUGGAGGAGUAGGAGGUGGAGGAGGUGGUGGUGGUGGUGGAGGAGGAGGCGGCUCGGGGCUGUCGGCUCUCAAGGAGCCGGACAGCAGCAAGCAGGCGGGGGUGGCGCCGCAGAAGCAGAAGCGGCACCGCACGCGCUUCACGCCCGCGCAGCUCAACGAGCUCGAGCGCAGCUUCGCCAAGACGCACUACCCCGACAUCUUCAUGCGCGAGGAGCUGGCGCUGCGCAUCGGCCUCACCGAGUCGCGCGUGCAGGUGCGUGCCGCGCGCGUGCAGGUCUGGUUCCAGAACCGCCGCGCUAAGUGGAAGAAGCGCAAGAAGACCACCAACGUGUUCCGCACCCCGGGGGCCCUCCUGCCGCCCGCGGGGCUCCCGCAGUUCCCUCCCUCCAUGGCCGACUCGCUGUGCUCCUUCCACGCGGGGGACGCGCGCUGGGGAGCCGCCAUGUCCGGGGUCUCGUCGCUGCCGCUGCCCCCGUCUCUGGGCCGCCAGCCCCAAAUGGGGCAAUCCCUCUCACAGUGCAGUCUGGGCGGGGGGCCCAAUCACAUGGGGCUGUCGAACGGCGGCGGGCUGCAGUCGCACCUGUACCAGCCCACGUUUCCCGGCAUGGUGUCCACGUCCCUGUCGGGCCCCGCGCAAGUGAGCACGGUCCCCACGGGGUCCCCGCAACUCUGCGGGUCUCCCGAAGUGGGGGACAUGUGGCGGGGCACGAGCAUCGCCUCCUUGCGCCGCAAGGCCCUGGAGCACACGGUCUCCAUGAGCUUCGCCUAGCAUAGGGGGGUAGAUAGGGAACGGGGGGUAAGGGGUGGAAGGGAUAAGAAACUGGGGGAGGGGGGGGGAGCAUUGGGGGAUCGGUGCUGGACCCCAGGGGACCGGGUUGGGGCCGGGUAGGAAAGAGUCCGACCUCGUCCGGUUCAGAGCCAGUUGGGUCGGCUCGGCCCCGAUUGUCUCCAAUCGGCUCUGAUCGGGCCCGGUCGGGUCGGGACCACGCGUUGCGCAAUUGACGGCACCCCGUGUGGGUUCCGUGCCACUGGAGCGAGGGGAGCGCCUGAUCCUGGCACAUGUGGGGUCUCUUUGGCGUCUCCAUGGAUGGAGUCUUUCAGGGAUCUCUGUGGGGUCUCGAUGGUUUCUCUAUGGGUCUCCAUGGCGUCUUCAUGGGGGUUCUGUGGAGUCUUUAUGGGUCCCGGUGUGCUCUCUGUAGGGCCUCUGUCGAGGCCCGGUGGAGUCUUUUCUGGGUCCCGACGAGGUCUCUGUGGGAUCUCUAUGGAGUGUCUAUGGGGUCCCGAUGGGGUCCCGGUGGGCUCUCUAUGAUGUCCCUGUGAGAUCUCUAUGGGGUCCCUGUGAGAUCUCUAUGGGGUCCCUGUGAGAUCUCUAUGGGGUCCCGACGAAGUCUCUGUGGAGUCUUUAUGGGGUCCCGGUGAGGUCCCGAUGGGGUCUCAGUGGGGUCUACAGGGGUCUCGGGGGAACGUCCUUUGUACAUACGCGGCUGCGCGCCGCCCCGUGUUCGUGAGUGUCUGUACCCCGUAUCCAUCCCGUGUCGUGUUUUGCUCUUUCACCGUCCCGUGCUUGACCGUAUGAAAUUACAGUAUAUAGGCCUACAGUAUAUAUAUAUACAGUCUAUAUGACCCCGAGAGAGAGGGAGAGCGGGGUCACGGAGCGACCCGCAGCGGCGACGCGGGGUCUCUCGAUUGGCGCGCGACGGCUCCUCCUCCCCCGCCACCCGCGAGUCUACUAACGAGGAGGCAAUUAAGGGAUUUGUUAAUGAACGCGUUAAUUGGUUGAUUGAUUUAGCGACUCCGCUGUUCGUUUUGUACCCGGAGCCGCGGGGCCGCGCUUUGAAUUAAAGUGACCGAACGA
Molecule: messenger RNA, 2407 nt
Organism: Petromyzon marinus (sea lamprey)
Lineage: Eukaryota; Metazoa; Chordata; Hyperoartia; Petromyzontiformes; Petromyzontidae
Gene: OTP
Product: orthopedia homeobox
Biological process (GO): regulation of DNA-templated transcription; neuron differentiation
Molecular function (GO): DNA-binding transcription factor activity, RNA polymerase II-specific; DNA binding
Source: RefSeq, a predicted model, not a curated record